Stegostoma tigrinum is the source of this 5049-nucleotide messenger RNA. RefSeq names its product G-protein coupled receptor 135. The coding region runs from base 915 to 2222 and encodes 435 amino acids. Gene Ontology annotation, molecular function: G protein-coupled receptor activity. Gene Ontology annotation, cellular component: membrane. Gene Ontology annotation, biological process: G protein-coupled receptor signaling pathway. The record is from RefSeq and is a predicted model, not a curated record. The transcript has a single exon. NCBI's taxonomy places the organism in Eukaryota, Metazoa, Chordata, Chondrichthyes, Orectolobiformes, Stegostomatidae.
UGGAUCAGUGCCUAACGUUUGAGACAAAACCGUGUUUCUGCGAUUCCAGCUGUGCAGCCCGUAACUCCCUCCACUCCCCUCCUGCUCAGUACGUGGGGAGGCGGCUCAAACCUUCAUAUUCACACCAGCCUUCCUUCCCCAUGACAAAGCGCGCAAUGGUCAAACAUUUCAGGGCGUUAACGAUAGCAGAGAGGGCUCGCCGAUCAUCACAAAAUCUGUAACAGAAAGGGGGAAGAUAAAGCAAAUCAUCAUCAGGAGCCCCUUGGUACAGUUUGCAGUUUCAUUGUAGGUGGGUGGUAUUUGCGUCAUGGCUAUGGUCAUGUGAUUCUCUGGUCAUGUGACUUCUGUUUUUUGUAUGUCUCUGGGCAGGGGAUUAAGCUGAAGGUUCGUGGACCUCCAGCUACUUAUGUAAGUUGCCUUGUUAUUUUGUAUCAUGCUUCAUUCAUUCACGUGUGUUCUACCCAAAGGCAGAUCCUUGGCUCAUCAUUGUCUGCUGAUGCUUCAUCCUGAACUGUUUUCUUGGCAGUUUCUGUCACUGGUGGUUUUUCAUUGCCUCCCCGUUGGGCUGGAUGAGGAGGAAGGUCCCAAGUCUACCUCAUGUCAGAACAGGAUGUGAACCCACAGCACUGGUGUUAUUCUGAUUACCAGAGUGCUCAAUAAAAUGGCAAUACUCUAAAUAGUAGGGGCUUGCCUCUGGCAUUAAUGAGGUACUGACACACCAGUGGAAAGGUAUGCACAGAAAUUCUGCACACCACGGGGAUAAUGGCGAGAACAUUCCACUGUUCAAGUCUCUAAAAGCUGAGCUAGAAGUAGAUAUCCGCCUGCCAUCAGAGCCAAUUCAUUUGACCUCUGUAUUAUGGUUAAAGCAGGGUCAGUGAUGACUUACCCGUUUCCCGGAUGUGUUGUUCAGUCCAAUGGAUCUUUCAACCAAGCUUCCUCUGUUCAACAGUCUCACAGAGAUCAACAGCUCAGACACAACCAUCAACGUUACCACCAUCAUUGGCAACCGAACCAGGAUCUCUUUGCAGGAUCGACCCAGCAAUCAGGCUGACACCAACUCUCUGCUCCAUGGCAUGGCCAUGGCUUCCAAAGCUCUCAUCCUUCUGCUCAUCUUCCUGCUCUCCUGUCUGGGCAAUUCAGCAGUCAUAGUGAUGAUCGUCAAACACCGGCAGCUCAGAACAGUGACCAAUGCCUUCAUCAUGUCUCUAUCUCUGUCUGACCUUCUGACCGCUCUACUCUGUGUUCCCUUCUCCUUCAUCAUGCUGUUCACACAGGAGGGGGUCUGGAUCUUUGGUGACUGGUUCUGCAUUGCCAAUGGCUUCUUCAACUCUUGCUUUGGGAUAAUCUCCACCCUCACCAUGAUGCUCAUCUCCUUUGAUCGUUACUAUGCCAUCGUCAGGCAACCCCAGGAGAAGAUUGGGCGACGCAGGGCCACCCAGCUACUGGUUGCCGUCUGGUUGAUUGCAGUCCUUUUCUCUUUCCCCUGGUAUCUCAUGGCCCAAGCCAAUGGUCCAAUGGUUGUCCACAAGAAGGGGUUCUACCACUGCAUGUACAUCUUCCACUCAGGCAGCUCCCGGAUGGGCACCAGUUACAGCAUCAUCCUGAUUGUUGUCUGCUACCUUCUGCCCUUCUCUCUGAUGUGCUUCUGCCACUACAACAUCUGCAAGACGGUCAGGCUGUCAGAGAUCCGGGUCCGCCCAGUCACCACCUAUGCCCACCUACUGCGCUUCUACAGUGAGAUGAGGACAGCUACAACUGUGUUGAUCAUGAUUGUUUUCAUCAUCUGCUGCUGGGGUCCCUAUUGUAUCAUGGGCAUCAUCACUGCCACAGGCAAUUUCCAUUUCACCCCUAUCAUGGACACUGUAGCCAUUUUGCUAGCAUGGGCCAAUGGAGCUCUCAAUCCACUCAUCUAUGCUACCAGGAACCCUAACAUCUCCAUUCUUUUGGGCAGGAACAGAGAAGAUGGCUACAGGACUAGAAACAUAGCAGCAUACCUGUCCAGUCAGAACCAUGAGGCCAGGAGUAGGGUGGACAGAAUAAGGGAUCAGUACAUCAGUCGACAAGGCUCUGGCAGCAGGAUGUCUUCCUCCAGCCCUGCAAAUGGAGAUGUUGCAAUGUGGGCUUGUAAAAACCCAGCUGUGCUCUUCUGCAGAGAUGGACAACCAGAUACUGUUUCUGAGCCCACUGCACCCAAAUCAGAGACUGCAAAUACAAGCCUUUAGACAAAAUUCAAAAUUAUUCAAUGAGAUAUGUUUAUAAACUGAGGGGCUUUAAAUUUGCUGAAAUUUGUAGCAAACAGUUUCUGAAAGAAAACCAAUGUAUAAUAAGUGCUACACUUGCCUCCACACCUCCUCCCUCACCCCUAUCCCAGGCCCCAAGAUGACUUUCCAUAUUAAGCAGAGGUUCACCUGCACAUCUGCCAAUGUGGUAUACUGUAUCCAUUGUACCCGAUGUGGCCUCCUCUACAUUGGGGAACCCAAGCAGAGGCUUGGGAACCGCUUUCAGAACACCUCCGCUCGGUUCGCAGUAAACAACUGCACCUCCCAGUCGCGAACCAUUUCAACUCCCCCUCCCAUUCUUUAGACAACAUGUCCAUCAUGGGCCUCCUGCAGUGCCACAAUGAUGCCACUCAAAGGUUGCAGGAACAGCAACUCAUAUUCUGCUUGGGAACCCUGCGGCCCAAUGGUAUCAAUGUGGACUUCACCAGCUUCAAAAUCUCCCCUUCCCCCACUGCGUCCCAAAACUAGCCCAGUUCUUCCCCUCCCCCCACUGCAUCCCAAAACCAGCCCAGCCUGUCUCCGCUUCCCUAACCUGUUCUUCCUCUCACCCAUCCCUUCCUCCCACCCCAAGCCGCACCUCCAUUUCCUACCUACUAACCUCAUCCCACCUCCUUGACCUGUCUGUCUUCCCUGGACUGACCUAUCCCCUCCCUACCUCCCCACCUAUACUCUCCUCUCCACCUAUCUUCUUUUCUCUCCAUCUUCGGUCCGCCUCCCCCUCUCUCCCUAAUUAUUCCAGAACCCUCACCCCAUCCCCCUCUCUGAUGAAGGGUCUUGGCCCGAAACGUCAGCUCUUGUGCUCCUGAGAUGCUGUUUGGCCUGCUGUGUUCAUCCAGCUUCACACUUUAUUAUCUUGGAUUUUUCCAGCAUCUGCAGUUCCCAUUAUCUAUGAUUUAGUUAUAUUAAAAUAAAUUGUAAUUUGGAUUUAAGAUGGUAUAAUCCUAUAUUAACAGUUAGGAAGUAAAAAAAAAAUCAGUUCCUAACAAAAUAGUUGGAAGUACUAAUGGGAACUCUUAAACAAUAAGAUGUAAUUUCAGGACACUUAGCAAAUGUUCUGAAAUGCUGAGUUCCACAAGAUUGUAUUUCAGAACAACUUAUAAUGGAAUAUAUGUAAUGCUUGAAAAUUGCAAUUCAAUUCAGAAGGCAACUGCAUUAUUUUCAGUUGUCACAUAACUUAUCUCAUUUUAAUAUUUUAAAGACGUUUGAUUAAGUCUUUAGGAUACUGUAAUUGGAACUGUCCGCUGUUUGACGGUCUGAGGCAUACAGCCUGAAAAAUCCAGCUUUGAUUUUUAUUUUUAUUUUUAUCAUUUAAAAAAAACUUGGAUUUAUCUGGUACCUUAGGACACCCCCCUGCCAAUCAUUUCCCAUUACCAAUGAAAUAAUUUUGAUAGUCAUUGUUGUAUCUUAGGGAAAAGCAGCAACCAAUUUUACAACACAGAGAUCUGACAAACAGUGUGAAAUAUGAACAAACAGCUUAACUUUGGCAGUGCUAACUGAGUGAUGUGUUGCUCAGGACAUCAGGCCAAAUCUGUUUCAAAAUGGUGCUAAGGGAUCUUUCAUAUCCAUCUGAAGAGCUUCAGUUUAGUCUGAUCGAAAAGACCACAAUGCUGACAAGUCUGGCACCGUCAUUUGUCCUGUGAUGUUAGGUUACUGAAUGUUUUCAUUGAACUUUUCUGAGACAAUGGGUUUACCAUGAGCGGCCUCAGCAACGCUUGAAGGAAAGGGAUCAAAUAUAAAUUCAGUGUCAUUACUGUGUAGGAUAGUUGGAGAUAAGCUCAUAGUUGUAAUGAUUUAGGCCCCCUCCUCCUCUAGCCCUUCAUCCCCACACAAUGGUAGCCAGCAUUUAUUAUUGAAAUUCGCAAAUGUUUGCUCGAGUGAGGUUUCAGACGAUGAUCACAAUCUAUGGAACCAUGACACCAACUCCUUUGGAGAAGAGUCUGAUGAGAGCAUAGAAGUAGUGAACAAGUGACGAAAAACACUGAGUCAAUCAAUGCCAUAUAACACAAGGUUGAAAUGUUUCUGCUGUCAGGUUGUACGUAUACUUUCAUUGUUGCUAAUUAUGUGUCAAAAUCAAAUAAGUGCCCAAAGUGCCAAAACAGUGAGAUCAUUUUGUUUUUAACAACGGGUCUAUUUGGCUGUACAUCAAUUGAAAAAUCACGUCAUUUGAACCUUACAUGCUAGCAGUUAACUGGGAACACUAGUACCUAUUCAAUUAACCAAAAAUCUCUUCAUGAGUAACAUCAAAGCUAACAUUACAGAUGUGUUACAUUUUAGAACAAUUCUAAUUAAAACAUAGUGAACACACGAAAGCUUAUUUAUAAAGCCAGCAACUUGGAGUUUGUUGUUUUCACAUUCUAAGGUGUUCUUGUGGCUUGAUGUUAAUUCGUAUUAAGUCGUAAAUAUUGACGCUUUAUAGUAUGAUAUAUUUUCAUUCCUCAUUUUCCGUUUGAAAACAACAGUAAAAAAGGGAGCCAAAAUUUUCUUGUGUGGCAUUUUAAAGUUUGAGAAAUGGUUCCUCAGAAUUUGCUAAUGUUUGUCAAAAAUAUUUUGUAAAACAAAUCAAAAAUAAAUUCUUGCAUUUUAAUGUAGCUUUAUAUUCUAAGCAAAUGAUGCCCAGAUUGCUGUAUGUUAUUGUGUUGCAUAAACCAAGGAACAGAAAUUGUGCGUAUGCCAGUCCUUUUUUUUGUUAUCAUUACAGCUUAAAUAUUUUUAAAAUUAAUGUUCAGUAUUAGCAAUCUGCAUCAUCAGGGCAAGGUUGUCAUAUUGAAAA